Molecule: messenger RNA, 584 nt
Organism: Grus americana (Whooping crane)
Lineage: Eukaryota; Metazoa; Chordata; Aves; Gruiformes; Gruidae
Product: lutropin subunit beta-like
Exons: 3
Coding region: 110-577 (155 amino acids)
Biological process (GO): G protein-coupled receptor signaling pathway
Cellular component (GO): extracellular region; cytoplasm
Molecular function (GO): hormone activity
Source: RefSeq, a predicted model, not a curated record
UGCAGCCUUGGGGUGGGGGGCAGCCGGGGGUGGGGUUGGGGAUAAAGAGGGGGACACCACCGCACCCCACUCCCCCCCCCCCCCCAAGAGGAACCGGCUCCACAGCAUCAUGGGGGGAGUGCGGGUGCUGGUCCUGGUGACACUGAUGGGCACCCCCAUGGCCUUGGGGACCCCCGUAGCUGUGGGGAACCCCAUGGUUGUGGGGAACCCCAUGGUUGUGGGGGGUCCUGUCCGCCCCCCGUGUCGUCCCAUCAACGUGACAGUGGCCGUGGAGAAGGACGAGUGUCCCCAAUGCCUGGCAGUGACCACCACGGCUUGUGGGGGGUACUGCCGCACCCGGGAGCCGGUGUACCGCAGCCCCCUGGGUGCCCCGGCUCAGUCAGCCUGUACCUAUUUUGGGGUGCGCUACGAGCGGUGGGUGCUGAGGGGCUGCCCCCCCGGCACCGACCCCAGCGUCACCGUCCCGGUGGCCCUCGGCUGCCACUGCGGCCGCUGCCCCAUGGCCACGGCUGACUGCACUGUUGCCGGGUUGGGCCCUGCCUUCUGCGGAGCCCCGGGGGGGUUUGGGGGGCAAUAAAGUCACC